AAAACGCUCUCGAUUCUCCACUUCCUUCCCUUUCUUCUAAAAAAUAAAAUAAUAAUAAAAAAAAUUCACAUUUUGUCGUUCUAUUGCUCUUAGCUCUGCGUAGCAAAGUCUCUCUCAGUCUCUCUAACAAAUCGAAAAACAGAAUCUCUCCGUCUCCGCUGAAGAGCAACAGCAGCAGCAAGAAUCAUGACUCGCGGAAAUCAAAGAGAAAAAGAUCGCGAGAGAGCUCAAGCUCGUGGCGGUAACAAAGUAAACAAAGGCAAGGAUGACGGUUUGACUCCUGAACAGCGUCGUGAAAGAGACGCGAAGGCGCUGCAAGAAAAGGCGGCGAAGAAGGCAGCACAGGCGGCGGGAGGGGAAUCUUCGGGAGGAGGUAAAGGGAAUAAUAAGAAAUAGAAAGAAGUUUGUUGUGUUUUAAUCAUGUGGUUUUGUGUUGACUACGGUUUGAUGUGGAUUUGAUAUUUUGUAUGGAUUAUCAUGUUUGUUUGGGUUUGAGGUUUUUUUAGUUUGAUUUGGAGUUUUGAAAAUUUUAAUUGCUUGAUUGGAUCGGUUAUCGAUGAA
Populus nigra (black poplar) is the source of this 561-nucleotide messenger RNA. RefSeq lists its product as uncharacterized. Lineage: Eukaryota; Viridiplantae; Streptophyta; Magnoliopsida; Malpighiales; Salicaceae. The transcript has 3 exons. The record is from RefSeq and is a predicted model, not a curated record. The coding region runs from base 187 to 396 and encodes 69 amino acids.